AAAUAUUCAGUAGCUAACUAAGAGAGCAUUUAGCCAAGACAAACUAAGUGGCAACCUGUGGCAAAACAUGAGUGGAUGUCCUUUUUUAGGGAGGAAAUAUCAAUUACUUGCUCACAAUACUACAGAGGAGGAAGAUGAUUCCCAGAAGGGCGUGAACAACGCCGCUAAAGGAGGAAUCAUUUAUGGAGACUAUCUAAAGUUGGACAAGGUUUUAAAUGCUCAAGUGUUACAAAGUGAGCUGAGAGGCAACAAAAUUCAUGAUGAGCAUCUCUUCAUUGUCACCCACCAAGCAUAUGAACUCUGGUUUAAGCAAGUCCUUUGGGAACUGGACUCAGUGCGUGAACUGUUCGUACAAAAUCACGUACGAGAUGAGAGGAACAUGUUGAAGGUGGUGAGUCGGAUUCAUAGAAUUACCAUGAUAUUCAAACUACUUGUGGAUCAGUUUGCUGUUUUGGAGACAAUGACUGCAUUGGACUUCUUUGACUUCAGGGAAUACUUGUCUCCAGCUUCAGGGUUCCAAAGUCUUCAGUUCCGUCUCUUGGAGAAUAAAAUUGGUGUGGCAGACAACCUACGAGUUCCAUACAACCGUCAGCAUUACAGGGACAACUUCCAUGGCCAGGAAAGCGAGAACUUACUCAGAUCAGAGCAGGACCCUACCUUGCUGCAACUUGUGGAGAAAUGGUUGGAGAGAACACCUGGUCUGGAAGAAGAUGGUUUCAACUUUUGGGGGAAGUUACAAGCAAACAUUGAAGAGGGUUUCAAAUUGAAGAUGCAGAAACUUGAGAAAGAACCAGAUUCUGAGAUGAAAGAAGACAUGAUUCAGGAUCUCAACAAACAGAUCGAAAUGUUCACUUCUCUGUUUGAUUCCAAACGUCACGAUCAUCUUUUAAGCAAAGGUGAACGACGACUCUCGUACAAAGGCCUUCAAGGAGCUCUGAUGAUCUACUUCUACAGGGAGGAACCUCGCUUCCAAGUGCCCUUCCAGCUACUGACUUCUCUGAUGGAGAUUGACACCCUCAUGACUAAAUGGAGAUAUAACCAUGUGUGCAUGGUGCACCGCAUGAUUGGCAGCAAAGCAGGCACAGGAGGGUCCUCAGGCUACCACUACUUGCGCUCCACAGUCAGUGACCGUUAUAAAGUUUUUGUGGAUUUGUUCAACCUGGCCACUUACCUGGUGCCACGUGACUGGGUUCCCAAACUGAACCCCAACAUUCAUAAAUUCCCAUAUACAGCUGAGUGUUCUGAUAGCUCAUACAGUUCAUGUAGCUCCUGCAGUGGAGAGGAGUCUGAUUAAAAACACUGCUUUCUCUCCAUUGUGGAGUGUAGACAUGUAAGAAGCCAAGCAAUUACAAUGAGCAGACAUUUAAAUAAAAUCAUAAAUUGAUGAGACUUUCAGAUAAAUGCUGGCUUCCUCAAUCCUGCUGCAAAAAACUGUCUUAAAGAUUAAGGAACUUAAAUUAUUCCAUAACAUUUGUAGACAUAAUCCUGUAAAUAUUAUUUAUAUCCCAAACUUUAUGGAGAGCAAUCUUAUGACAAAUCUCAUUUCCUCUGUAGUGAUUAGAUCUCCUAAGAGAUUAAACAUACAUGUUUUGUACACAAUUAAUUGUAAAUAUAUGAUAUUUACUUAGAUAUAACUGUGUAUAUUGGGAUUCAGUGUAGUUUUUAUUCAGUUUGUACACAGGAGUAUAUUUUAGUUGAUAAGAUCAAAUUUAUAGUAUUGUUACACUUGCUGUAUGUUCAUAUGCUUACAAAUAAAAGUUGAAUAAAAACAUCUGUACAAUCUAUAAAAAAA
Molecule: messenger RNA, 1792 nt
Organism: Chanos chanos (milkfish)
Lineage: Eukaryota; Metazoa; Chordata; Actinopteri; Gonorynchiformes; Chanidae
Gene: tdo2b
Product: tryptophan 2,3-dioxygenase b
Exons: 12
Coding region: 68-1294 (408 amino acids)
Molecular function (GO): L-tryptophan 2,3-dioxygenase activity; metal ion binding; heme binding
Source: RefSeq, a predicted model, not a curated record